Messenger RNA from Lentinula edodes (shiitake mushroom), 1848 nucleotides. RefSeq lists its product as uncharacterized. Bases 215 to 1750 code for a protein of 511 amino acids. The transcript is spliced from 3 exons. Lineage: Eukaryota; Fungi; Basidiomycota; Agaricomycetes; Agaricales; Omphalotaceae. The record is from RefSeq and is a predicted model, not a curated record.
AUUAUACCGAGAAAGGAAAUAAUUCCCAUAGAGUUUCUCAGACAGUUUCCCAGCCGGGAUUCGAAGCCCCUGGCGCAGUGUGAGGCGCAAAAUUGCCUCACCGGAAUACUAUUGGAACGACUUUCAAUGACUCAAUCUCGGUCACUUUUGAGUUUCGUCUGCUCUUCAUGGUAUAACUUUGAGCCUACCCACUCCAUAAUCUUUAUUUCUCCUCAUGAUUGAGCUCCCUUUCGAUCUUUGGUGGAAGAUUUUCGAAAUACUUCCCCCAGACGCGCGCGCACAGUUUCGUACUGUCAACCGUCUCUUCUUGGAGAUUGCACGUAGAGUUCAGUACCGUAAUCUUGUCAUAGAUGGAUACGGGAAACGGACCAAGCGUUUGUUGAAGAGUAUAAACUUGUUCUCGUUAGGCUACCAUGUCCAGUCACUGCACAUCCAACCAUGGGCUGUUUCCAACGUGCCUUCGUCAAAAACUUACCGCGGACCUAGCGGUCGAGUUUCCUCUGUUUUUGACCAUGUACAUUCGUUUUUUGACUCUGACUAUCCAACGCGCAGAGCCGAAGCUCUCGUCAGGAAACGAAUGCGGAAGCAGAUCCAACUGGUUAAGGAAACAGCAAAAACACUUGGGUUCGUUCAAGAAUACAGUGUCGAAUGGAAUGUCGAUAGACCAUACCAUCCAGAAUUCUUCACUGCUUUCUUGUCUUUGGUUGAUGUUUCACCCUUCGGACGGACGCUCACCAAACUUUCUUUGAAGGUCCCUACAGACAGACUUGUUUGCUUGGCUUCCCUAGAUCUCCCUGCCCUCGAACAGCUGGACAUUCAGCUAGUCACCAUGUCACUUUCAGAAAGGUAUAUCAACGAUUGUUUCGACAACUUCGCUGUCUUCGUAAACAAUUUAUACGAUACUCUGCGUUCGCUGUCGAUCUCCUCUACCCACAUAUCCCUUAACCUCAAUCUCUACCGCCUCUUCUACCUCCUUGGAGAUUUCCCGCACCUUCAUUCCCUGGGCCUCACAAUUCCUUACGAUGGGGCCCAUCUUUCAUCCUUGGACAGUUUGCAAUCGUUCAUACAGAAGCACGGGCGGACCCUCCAGGAACUCAAGCUUCUGUGCAAUCGCUCCGCUGCAAGGACCCGGCCUAAUGACCCUUGUGCUAAAUACUGGAUCCAGCGCACCAUUACAGAUAUAUUUACGUUCGGUAACCUCUCGAAUAUCUGUAGCCUCGAACUUGCUCUUCGUCCACUGAGGAGUGAACUAACUCCAUUUCUAAAUGUCCUUGCUUCUGUAGCCAAUCAACUGGAAUCUCUUGUCCUCACUGAUGACGCCUUAACUCCUGGUGAAGUAGAACGAGUUCUCGCGGUACUAACUUGCAAAUUUUCUGCUGGUACAAAUGGAGGUGUCGUUGAGUACUCCAAUUUACGCCAUCUGGCUGUUCGUUUGCAAUACCUAUGUCUAUUCACGGUAGACCUCAUCGCAUCGAAGCUUCGUCUAUUACACUCCUUGAAAUUGACCUUUUCGGAUGUCAGACUUCAUCACUACGACGAGGCUCAAUUAUCAUAUGCUUAUGCAUAUUCCGAAAUACUGGGGCUCUUUUAUGCCGAACUAACCACUCGAUGGUAUUCGGAAUGGAAAUUGUCUUCAUUGGCCAUAUCUGAAUGCCCUUACCGUUUGGAAUGGGGAAAAGAUAUGGAAAAAGCUUUCACAAAGUGCAUUCCAACACUCGUCUCAUUCAAGGUGUUCUCUGUAACCUCGUGAGCUUCGAGUUUUGCAUCGAUGCAUCGAUGCGUGUCCUAGUUAUAUCUUCGGAUUUCCUGCGCAUUUGUCAAUGUAUAUCACCAACUGUAACGACUAUU